AUGAGGAGAUUGAGACCCCUUUUCUCGCGGCAGCAUCGUAGGCGGAGGUAUCAGAGAUUCCACGACAAUCUUGGCUCACGGCUCGCUGCCCAGGCUGCUCUGUCAGUGAAGAUGCUGGAAGCCUUCACAAGGGACACCAAGGCCAACCACAUGAGGGCCACAACGCGGACGCUGGGGGUUCUACUACCUGACCCCGCUGCGGAAAAGAUUGACAACAAGCCUUGGGGAGUCUGGGUGCCCAUUCUUCAAAAGGAGACUUCCCUCCCUGUGCGCAGAACGGUGUCAUUCGACGUUGGCCUCACAGAGGAGUCGAAACGGUUUGCCUUUGAGGUGUAUGAUGUUGAGGACGCUAUUCGGGUCGAGAAGAUGCAGCUGCCUAUGGCCGAGGGAUGGCUAUAA
Molecule: messenger RNA, 399 nt
Organism: Laccaria bicolor S238N-H82
Lineage: Eukaryota; Fungi; Basidiomycota; Agaricomycetes; Agaricales; Hydnangiaceae
Exons: 1
Coding region: 1-399 (132 amino acids)
Source: RefSeq, a predicted model, not a curated record